This is a messenger RNA of Neurospora tetrasperma FGSC 2508, 252 nucleotides long. RefSeq lists its product as uncharacterized. The transcript has a single exon. Lineage: Eukaryota; Fungi; Ascomycota; Sordariomycetes; Sordariales; Sordariaceae. Bases 37 to 207 code for a protein of 56 amino acids. The record is from RefSeq and is a predicted model, not a curated record.
ACUUGACUUCUCAACGGAGUUUAAUACUGUCUUCGCAUGUCUAUGGGGAUGGAUAUUGAAUUGGUGUCGAUGCUAGGGAGAGGAUGGAAAUGGAAUGGAGAUGGUGGACUUUGGACAGUAUACGAGGAACGCGGUCUUUUUUUGUGGCUCUUUGUUAUUCUUCGACCAUGGAGCUAUUUUUUGUGCAAUUGCUACGAGUUAAGUUGAUGAUUGCUCGAGCAUGUAGUGGUUAAUAUGGAUGAAAUCAAAUUG